GUCUCACUGGUAGCGGCGGUGGGCGAGAUGACGUGGCUCGGUGAGGCGAGGAGGGGGCAGAGACGGGCGAGAGUACGCAUCUCUGAAGUGACUCGGCAAUGGGAUGGGUGGGGCGGGUCUGGCGGGCGAGCGGGGAGUUUCUGGCCGCCAAUGGGCGGCGAUUCCUCCCGCUUGUGCUCGGCCUUGUGGCCAUGGGCGCGGUGCUGGGGCUGGAGCGGAGCCUGCUGCCGCUGAUGGCUUCAUCGGUGUGGGGACAAGACUCGUACAAAGCCAAGACCAUGUUCAUUGUCUCGUUUGGCCUGGCAAAGGCUCUGAUGAACGUGGUCUCGGGUCAGCUUGCUGAUCGCUUUGGUCGCAAGCUGACCCUUGUCAUCGGCUUUGUCUUCGGCCUCCCGGUCCCGCUCGUCAUCCUCUUCACCAACUCGUGGGACUUGGUCGUUGCCGUCAACGUGCUCUUCGGCAUGUCGCAGGGCCUCAUUGGCUCGUCUCUCAUCUUUAUGGUCAUUGAUCUGUUUGGCGUCGAGCGCAAGGGCCUCGCCGUCGGCAUCUGCGAGGCCCUCAUCUACUCGACCGUCUCGGUCAUGUCGGCCGUCGCCUCCGAGAUUGCGGACAAGCACGGCUACCGCCCUGUGCCCUUUAUCAUCGGCGCUGUAGUCGGCGGCCUUGGCCUCCUCUCCUCGGCCUUUGUCAUCGACACUAUGGACCUUGUCCGCGCACAGCAGGCCAAUACUGCCGGCAACGCCGCCGCCUCGGACGCCCUGCUCCUCGAGUCCGGCGCAAAAGUCGAGCCCGUGACCUAUGGCGGUGUCGACAACGGUGAUGCCGCCGCCCUCGACGACGUGCUCGCCGGCGAGUCACGCCUACCGUCGCGCUCGGCCACCGAGGCCAUCAUCCGUCUUGCCACCAACCCGAACUUUGUCCUCGUCGCCCUAGCGGGCCUCAUGGACAAGUGCAAGGACUCGAUCCUGUGGGGCCUGGCGCCCGAGUUUCUCGAGGAGAACCACAACGUGUCGAUUGCCACCACCGGCAUCGUCCUCGCCCUCUAUCCUGCAGUCUGGGGCGGGACGCAACUGUUCCUCGGCGGCGCAACCGACCGCCUCGGCCGCCGGCUGUUCCUUGCCCUCGGCUUUGCCACCAACGCCAUCGCCCUCGGCGCUUUUGUGCUCAUUCCCAUGAUCCACAUCUCCUACUCGGAGCGCAUCAUUCUCUGGUCGCUCUGCGCCGUCCUCCUCGGCUUUGGCACCGCCGCCGUCUAUCCGACUAUGCAGGCCGCCGCCGCCGACGAGGUCGAGCCGGCCUGGCGUGCCUCCUCGCUCGGCAUCUACCGUUGCGUCCGCGACUUUGGCUAUGCCGUCGGCGCCCUCUCCGCCGGCGGUGUCGCUGACGCCUUUGGCCUCGACUGGUCCAUCGGCGGCCUCGCCUCUCUGCUCUUCCUUCUUGCCCUCGCCCUGGCCAUCUUUUACCGCAAUCGCCUCUGACGCCACCGUCUCUGACGCCAUCGCCACCGGACGCCGCGCCGAGAGCUCACAUAAAGGCCAUGAACGACGAGCCUGACGAGGCGACAGGCGACGAUGGCUCGUACUCGGCCCAGCUGAGGCCGUAGACCGGUGAGGCGGCGGCGCAAAUGAGGCCGGUAAACGACUCGUCUUCAGCG
Thecamonas trahens ATCC 50062 is the source of this 1654-nucleotide messenger RNA. RefSeq names its product major facilitator superfamily transporter MFS_1. The record is from RefSeq and is a predicted model, not a curated record. Gene Ontology annotation, molecular function: transmembrane transporter activity. The coding region runs from base 99 to 1478 and encodes 459 amino acids. Gene Ontology annotation, cellular component: membrane. NCBI's taxonomy places the organism in Eukaryota, Apusomonadida, Apusomonadidae. The transcript has a single exon. Gene Ontology annotation, biological process: transmembrane transport.